Molecule: messenger RNA, 423 nt
Organism: Thlaspi arvense
Lineage: Eukaryota; Viridiplantae; Streptophyta; Magnoliopsida; Brassicales; Brassicaceae
Source: the annotation of a GenBank genome assembly
AUGAACGAAAUCAUACGCUCUACAAUUUGCAGGUGGCUGAAGAAGAUUCAGCAAACCAAAGCGAAGAUCAACAAGAUGGAGAGACUGAUGCGUUUCAAAGAGAAGUUUCAUACCAAGGUCCAUGACUCGUCGAAUUUCAUGGAUCCUAGGAUUACUCUUGCUUGGUGCAAGCGUAAUCAAAUACCAAUUGAAAAGGUACUCAACGAGUCUCUUAUAGAGAAAUUCGCUUGGGUGAUGAAUGGAGAAUCAGACUUCAAGUACUGAUGCUAUUGGAGCUGACUUUUGACUACUUGUUUAUGUUGUUUUUUUGGUUAAAGUACUGAUGCUAUUAGAGCCGACUUUUGACUAUUUUGUGGCUUUUAUGUUUCUUGUCAUGUAAAACAUUUGGUUUUUUACCAUGUCGAAUAUUAUGGUACUAAGUAA